CUGGUGAGGAGGCUCCUCAAGAGCCACGCCGGUUCUGGGAGUCUCCAUUUAUCAUUCGACCUUUUCGUGCCCAUCGCCGCGACGAGCAGAGCGGAAGAUAAGAGAAGAGAAGAGAAGGCGAGAAGCUUCUGCUCCCUUCUCCCCGCUCAGCCACGACCGCGGCUGCGCCGGCGUAGGCUUCCCAUCGCUUGCCCCGCCUCAGGAAGAGCGCGCCGGCGUACGAUUUCUCUGAGGCAUAAGAACGUACGCCUUUGCUGCAUCAUCUAUGUCGUUAUCCAGAUAGCGACCGCGUGCGAGGGUUCCUCCUUCCCCCUUAUUUUUUUCUCUGUAUUGUUUCCUAUUUAAGCUUCGAUGUGCUACGGAUUGGAUCUUCGAUGAUCGUUUCUUUCCGCCGUCUACCUGCGUUUCCCAUUCUUGACUUUAGAAAUCCAUCUUUUUUACUGGUGAUCGAGUCCCUAGGGCAUUGGUGAGCAAAUCUCCCUCUUGCCCUUCCUUUUUUUUUCCCACUAUUUCUGGUGUUAGAUCUUGGCGGAAGGAAGGAGGAUGGAGGCGGAGCGACUGCACGGGCAGAGCCGGCGGCUGCCGGAUUUCUUGCAGAGCGUCAAUCUAAAGUACGUGAAGUUGGGAUACCACUACUUGAUCACUCACUUGUUCACCCUGUUGCUGGUCCCGCUGAUGGCGGCGAUCCUGCUGGAGGCGGCGCGGACCGAUCCGGAUGAGCUCCGCUACCUCUGGAUCCACCUCCAGUACAACCUCGUGAGCGUGCUGGUGUGUUUGGUCUUCCUCGUCUUCGGCACCACCGUUUACGUUAUGAGCCGGCCGAGGCCGGUCUACCUCGUCGACUACGCUUGCUACCGGCCGCCGUCGGAACUGAAGGCGCCGUUCAACCGGUUCAUGGAGCACUCGCAGCUCCAUGGCGGGUUCAACGAGUCGGCGCUCGAGUUCCAGCGGCGGAUCCUGGAGCGCUCCGGCCUCGGGCAGGACACCUGCUUGCCCAUCGCGCUGCACUACUUGCCGCCCCGCCCCUCCAUGGCCGCCGCCCGCGAGGAGGCUGAGCAGGUCAUGUUCGGCGCGCUGGAUACACUCUUCCGGAACACCGGCGUAAAGCCAAAGGACAUCGGCAUCCUCAUCGUCAAUUGCAGCCUCUUCAAUCCCACCCCGUCCCUCUCCGCUAUGAUCGUCAACCGCUACAAGCUCCGCGGCAACAUCCGGAGUUUCAACCUCGGCGGCAUGGGCUGCAGCGCCGGCGUCAUCGCCAUCGACCUCGCCCGUGACCUCCUCCAGGUCCACCACGCCACCUAUGCGGUCGUGGUCAGCACUGAGAACAUCACCCAAAAUUGGUACUUUGGCAAUCGCAAGGCGAUGUUGAUCCCCAACUGCCUCUUCCGCGUCGGCGCCGCCGCCGUGCUGCUCUCCAACCGCUCUGCCGAUCGCCGGCGCGCCAAGUACAAGCUCGUGCACGUCGUCCGCACCCACCGCGGCGCCGACGACAAGGCCUUCCGCUGCGUGUACCAGGAGCAGGACGAGGCAGGCAAAGUCGGCGUGUCGCUGUCCAAGGACCUCAUGGCUAUCGCCGGUGAGGCCCUCAAGAUCAACAUCACCACUCUCGGCCCGCUCGUGCUCCCUGUCAGCGAACAGCUCCUCUUCUUCGCAACCCUCGUCGCCAAGAAACUAUUCAACGGAAAGGUGAAACCUUACAUCCCGGACUUCAAGCUCGCCUUCGACCACUUCUGCAUCCACGCCGGAGGCCGGGCUGUGAUCGACGAGCUGGAGAAGAAUCUCGACCUCCGCCCUGACCAUGUGGAGGCUUCCCGGAUGACCCUCCACCGCUUCGGCAACACCUCCUCCAGCUCCAUCUGGUACGAGCUCGCGUACACAGAGGCCAAGGGGAGGAUGCGCAGAGGCCACCGCGUCUGGCAGAUUGCCUUCGGCAGCGGCUUCAAGUGUAACAGCGCCGUGUGGCAGGCGGUUCGACAUGUGAAGCCUUCUCCACAAAGUCCAUGGGAGGACUGUAUCGACAGCUACCCUGUUGAAAUCAUCGAUGGCUUUCCUCAACAAGAGAAAAAGGAGUCACUUUGACAGUUUCAUUGUUGAAAUCAUCCAUGGCGAUCUUCUCAGAUUACUCUUCACCUAGUUGUCAGCUUUGUUUCUUUUCUUCACCAGCUCAUUGCUUGGGCUAAUUUGACAUUGAUCUGUAACCCAGAUAAUCUAUUUUAAUCUGGGAUUCGACUUUGAGUACCCAAUAAUGCCUGUUCAUGUGGUCGCAUGGUAUCCAAUUUCAAGUUCCACCUGUUCUUCCUGCAAAA
Molecule: messenger RNA, 2306 nt
Organism: Zingiber officinale
Lineage: Eukaryota; Viridiplantae; Streptophyta; Magnoliopsida; Zingiberales; Zingiberaceae
Product: 3-ketoacyl-CoA synthase 4-like
Exons: 1
Coding region: 544-2079 (511 amino acids)
Biological process (GO): fatty acid biosynthetic process
Cellular component (GO): membrane
Molecular function (GO): acyltransferase activity, transferring groups other than amino-acyl groups
Source: RefSeq, a predicted model, not a curated record